AGCGCAUGCUCAGCCGGCCCCUCGCUUUUACCGGGACCGAAACCCAAGUCCUGACGUGUUGGGCCCGGCCCCUCACUUUUACCGAGACCCAAACCGAAGUCCUGACGUGUUGGGUCCGGCCCUUCGCUUUUACCGAGACGGAGUUCUGACGUGUUGGGGGCCGGCCCCUCACUUCCACCCAGACCAAAACCGAAGUUCUGACGUUUUGGGGUCCAACUGGGCCCGAAUCGUCACCGAGUCGGAGAGUCGCAGGCGCGAAGUUUCCUGACCUGGAAGGAGGGGCCGCCCGCAGCGCGAGAUGCAAGUGGGGAAGCCCAUCCUGUAUUCCUAUUUCCGAAGCUCCUGCUCAUGGAGAGUUCGAAUUGCUCUGGCCUUGAAAAACAUCGACUAUGAGACAGUAGCCGUCAACCUCACAAAGGAUGGGGGCCAGCAGUUCUCUGAAGAAUUUCAGGCCCUGAAUCCCAUGAAGCAGGUGCCAGCCCUGAAGAUUGAUGGAAUCACCAUCAGCCAGUCCCUGGCCAUCAUCGAGUAUCUGGAGGAGACCCGGCCCACGCCGCGACUCCUGCCUCAGGACCCGAAGAAGAGGGCCCAAGUGCGCAUGGUGUCCGAUCUCAUCGCCAGCGGCAUCCAGCCCCUGCAGAACCUGUCUGUCCUGAAGCAGGUGGGACAGGAGAACCAGCUGACCUGGGCCCAGCAGGCCAUCACUUCUGGCUUUAAUGCUCUGGAGCAGACCCUGCAGAGCACAGCGGGGAGGUUCUGUGUGGGGGACGAGGUGUCCAUGGCUGACCUGUGCUUAGUGCCUCAGGUGGCAAAUGCUGACAGGUUCAAGGUGGACCUCACUCCCUACCCUACCAUCAGCCGCAUCAACAAGUCACUGCUGGCCUUGGAGGCCUUCCACGUGUCUCACCCCUGUCGGCAGCCGGAUACACCCCCUGAGCUGAGGGCCUAGCUCUCAAACUGCACCCCACUGGUGCCAGGGCGGGGGGCGGGGAGGGGUGCAGGGGGAGACAUGGCCUGGGCUGAACUUGCCUAGAAAUGAGCGAGCCCCGACUGCAGAGAUGCGGAAGACCUGAACCCUCGCUCUGGCUCUGCCUUCCCACCGGACCGCUCUCUGCCUCGCCCCUUCAUUUGGCACCUGUGGUCAGGGUGGGGUGGAAGGAUGCGGGAGCGGGUAAGGCAGGACGUUACCUGGUGUCUGGGUCUCAGGCAGUCAGGAGGAUGAAGUGAAUGUAGGCUGAAAUGUCUGGCCAGUUUACCAGAGCCAUGAGGAAGUCUGCGCACUCUUCCCAUCUCCUCGACUGUUAACUGACUUCCGAGAGAGCCCACCCUGGAAUCUGAUCAUUAAACUAAAGCCCAGGUGUCUGCGCUGUAUCACUUAAAGCUGAGCUGGGUUCCAGAAGGUGAACCCUCUUCCUGGCUGGAAUCCGCCUGCGUCUGGACCAGGAGAGAGUGAGCCAGCCCCUUGCCCGCCCCCUGUGGUUGGCCUGGCCCUCAGGACCUAAGGGCCAGGAUGAGAAAUAAGCCCUAAAGCCUGCUUGAGAGAGUCAGACAAGACCUAGGAGAGAACAGGUAUGAGAAGCAGGAGAGAGAGCAUCCUGUGAGCUGAGCGCCCAGGGCUGAGAGUGGUACCACUUCUAAGGCUCUCUCAGCCAAGUCCCUCAUCUUCAGGGGCAGCGUUCUCUGGACCAACCCCAGGGUUUGAUACUUAGGAUACAUCCUGUUGUGAACGGUCCUGAGGGUGGAGGCAGGCUCCUCCAUGGGCAGCAUAAGCAGCCUCCAACUGGCGAGCUCAGGAGACCAACCUGGCAACAGCUUACCUUGGGCUGCCCUGGAGCAGGUCCCCAAGCCUGGAAGUGAGCAGCCAGAACCAGGAUCACGUCUAGACAGAGAUGAUCUCCCCACUGCUCUCUGUGGGGAGAUUGGGGUCACUUCUGAGAGAGAAACAAGAUGACUUGUAUAUCCCAUACCUGAGAUUUCUCUUUCCCUGUGUAACUGAGGUUUAAAUGGGGAAUUAAGAUAUAUGUGUCCAGUCCAAAUGGAAGUCCCCUCUCUCAGCCAUGAAUCUCUUCUUCUUAAAUAUUUACUUUUACUUAUUUAUUUUUGGCUGUGCCAGGUCUUGCUUGCACCAUGCAGGAUCUUUAGUUGCGGCUUGUUAACUCUUAGUUGUAGCCAUGUGGGAUCUAGUUCCCUGACCCAGGAUCAAACCUGGGCCCCUGCAUUGGGAGCUCAGAGUCUUAGCCCCUGGGCCACCAAAGAAGUCCCUGUAAGUCCCCGUUUCUUGAGCUCCAAUCCCAGGGCACCUAGCUCUUCCCUCUCGUCCUAGGUUCCUUGGUGGCAUCUCAUCUUAGAUGACCUGGGUUCCAGGCUCUCCAGUGACCAAGGUGGGCCACUGUGGUCCCAAAGCGAGUUUGUCCUGUUGGAGACAGACAGAAGCAGAAGAAGGGAGAUGAGACACAGCAGUGGAGAGGGAGGCUGUGCGUGUCUUGCUCUGCUGCCUUCUGGGCCCUUUCCCCCAGAUUGCUCCAGACUCGCCUGGCUGCAUCAGGCUCCCCUGGGCUCUCUCCAAGAAACCUUGAGAUCAGAGACUAAUCUCAACUUGGGGAUCUGUAACGGUCACCUGACUUGGACUUUGAAGGUGAUUCAAGCUCUGGUGGAUUUUAAAGAGGGACUGAAAAAAAAUAAAGAGGGACUGAGCUCAGGGGGAAGAGUGGGGCCCCACACUCCAGGCUGUGCUCCCUGGCCAUCCAGAGAGAGUGGAAUCUGCAAGGAGCAGCAGGCAAGUGGCAGAAGCGAGGCUUGGCCAGUUGGGGUGCUGCUGCCACGACCCCAGAUCAAGGCGACAGCUGGCUCUGCCUCUCACUCACAGGUGCCUUCAGGAGCCCAAAUAGUCCAAAGUGAUUGCCAGCACUGCUGAGGUUACCAGGUCCUCCCACCCCUCCCUCCUUCCAGCCUCAUUUCCAGGCAACAGAGAAGCCCAACAGACUUCUGGGAAGUGCGGCCACCAGCCAGAACCCACGUCUAGGACAAGGCUCUGGACGCAGAGACAAGCUGAGCCCAUGCCCCCAGUCUGAACGAUUCCACGGGGAACUUGCUAUAACGAGCUGGGCGGGCUGGGGUUCCUCCUAGAAACUAGCUGGGGGCUGUCCUGCUCCAGCUGCUAAUGGACCCCUCUCCUUCCACUCAGUCCACCAGUGUGUGGUGAGCCCUCCCACCCCACGGGCUGGGGGCUGGGGGCCGGGGGCCGUCCUGCUCCAACUGCUAGUGGACCCCCCUCCUUCCACUCAGUCCGCCAGUGUGCGGUGAGCCUUCCCACGCCCAUGGGCCAGGGGCUGAUGGCCGUCCUGCUCCAGCUGCUAGUGGACCCCCCCUCUUUCCACUCAGUCCGCCAGCAUGCGGCAAGCCUUCCCACCCCACGGGCUGGGGGCUGUGGCUGUGUGAUUGGAUAAGGCAGCUGCAGCCCCUGCUCUUGCUGAGCUUAUGCCUCCCCACUGACUUCUGGACAUUGACCUGACCAGCUCUCACUCCACUGCCUAAACAUCAUGCCUGUCUGCUUAUAUGUCUGAUCUGAGAUAAUGUCCAAAAGCUGAUGUAUUUCAACUCAUGUCUCCUCCUGGAUGGGUAGCACAAUAUUAACCUGUCUGGGACUUCCCUGGAGGUCCGGAGGUUAGGACUCUGUGCUGCCGAUUCAAGGGGAAGAGUUCAAUCCCUGGUCAGGAAACUAAGGUCCCACAUGCUGUAGUGAAGUAAAAAAUAAAAAAUAAAAAAAUAACCUGUUUAACCUAGAGCCUCCAUCAGCCAUCCUAAAACUGGUGGCCAAAGCCGAAUGGAUUUUAAGGAAAUCCAAAUGAGGUAAAGAGGUGAUACAGCCUCCGUUAUCAAGCAGUUGU
Molecule: messenger RNA, 3887 nt
Organism: Budorcas taxicolor (takin)
Lineage: Eukaryota; Metazoa; Chordata; Mammalia; Artiodactyla; Bovidae
Gene: GSTZ1
Product: glutathione S-transferase zeta 1
Exons: 9
Coding region: 299-949 (216 amino acids)
Biological process (GO): glutathione metabolic process; L-phenylalanine catabolic process
Cellular component (GO): mitochondrion; cytoplasm
Molecular function (GO): maleylacetoacetate isomerase activity; glutathione transferase activity
Source: RefSeq, a predicted model, not a curated record